Molecule: messenger RNA, 1090 nt
Organism: Alosa alosa (allis shad)
Lineage: Eukaryota; Metazoa; Chordata; Actinopteri; Clupeiformes; Clupeidae
Product: microsomal glutathione S-transferase 1-like
Cellular component (GO): mitochondrion; membrane
Molecular function (GO): glutathione transferase activity
Source: RefSeq, a predicted model, not a curated record
GGAGUGCCUGUAAAAACUCCAUGCCGAGGGCACAUUGUCUACCCCAUUGCAUAACGUGGCGUUUUUCCAAAGCUACCAUGGUCCAGAUGAGUUAGUCAAGAUAGCGACGCCCACCACCGCUGCAGCCUUCUUCAAAACUUUAACUGCACUCGACUUGUGGAGGAUUUCAUUUCUAAGAAAAUAUGUCUGAAGUUGUGCACAUGAUAGACAGUGAGGUAUUCUUGGCCUUCUCUACAUAUGCCACCAUUGUCACCCUGAAGAUGAUGCUUAUGUCCCCUUUGACUUCUUACUUUCGCUUGACGAGAAAGGCCUUUGCUAAUAUGGAGGAUACCACUUUGGACCUGUCUAAAGAGGAUAAGAAGAAAAUGGUAAAGGUUGACCCUGAUGUGGAACGGGUUAGAAGAUGCCAUCAGAACGACCUGGAGAACGUCAUCCCUUUCCUGGUGGUCGGCCUUCUCUAUGCCCUGACCGGGCCUGCGCUCAGCUCGCUGCUGCACUUCCGGGUGUUCGUGGGCUCGCGCUUCUGUCACUCCGUGGCCUAUCUGGUUCCCUUGCCCCAGCCCAGUAGGGCUCUGUGCUUCAUGGUGGGCCUGCUAACCACCUUCUCCAUGGCUCACAGGGUCGUCACCACUGCACUCUACCUGUAGAGGAUGCCACUGUCACUUAUCAUCACCUGUGACUUCACUUCAAGUACUCACACCAGUUGCAUUGCACGUAAUUUGUAAUAUUUCAAUUUUCAUAAUGCUUCUUGAAUGAUAUGAACCCACUGGAAUAUGACACUCAAGUGCAGUGUGUGGGAAAUCUUUACAGUUAGUUAAACUGUGGGUUUAAACUACAAUUGUCCCACAUUGUCCACUGUCAUUUAAUUUCAGUUGAUUUCAUUCCAUUGUCUUUCAUUUCAUUUCAUUCCUCUUUGUCAUCUUUUUUCAUUCAUCUGUUAGCUUUAUCAAGUGUGGCUGAUUUUUGGACAAAUUGUUGACCCAUUGAGUCAUUUAGGUGGAGUGUUCUUCAGUACACCGAGAACACACAAUUACCAUGAUGUUUUUUAUAGAAUGUAUAAAGAAAAGCAAAUAAAAUAAUCUCCAGUCUA